Messenger RNA from Rattus norvegicus (Norway rat), 11302 nucleotides. RefSeq names its product homocysteine inducible ER protein with ubiquitin like domain 1 (gene Herpud1). Gene Ontology annotation, biological process: retrograde protein transport, ER to cytosol; response to unfolded protein; positive regulation of ERAD pathway. The record is from RefSeq and is a predicted model, not a curated record. Gene Ontology annotation, cellular component: Hrd1p ubiquitin ligase complex; Lewy body core; endoplasmic reticulum membrane. NCBI's taxonomy places the organism in Eukaryota, Metazoa, Chordata, Mammalia, Rodentia, Muridae. Gene Ontology annotation, molecular function: transmembrane transporter binding.
UCUGGAUCUGGACAUCCCUGCGGGCUGAGCCGUGUCAGCUGCUGCUCUGAGAGACGGGCAGUCUGAUCAGACGGCCCUCCCCACUGCUCCACUACAGCCGAGCCCCCUGCCCUGCGGGGAGAAGAGGGGGAUCUAUAAGCAUUUGCUAUGUGGCAGUUGCUAUUUUGUCCUCUCUCCACUGCAAUGGCUGGGAACUCAGAUCGAACAGAACAACAACAAUACCACGUUUCCACCGUGUCCCAGUGGACCCAGCACCUUGCCCGUGUGCGAGAGCUCUGGAGCACCAAUGGUUUCAUCACCCUUUAAAAGAAGUUCUGGAUGGGUAAGGCAUUCACUCCCUACCCACUCCCUGGCAACCACUAAUCUGCUCUGUCUCAAUGGAUUUGCCUAUUCUGAAUAUUUCCUAUCAGUAGGUGGAACUUGUACCCUUCUGUGUUUUGUUUCUUUCUCUUAGUCCACUGUUUCCGAGGGUUGCCACAUCACCAGGGGUUCGCACUUGACACCUCUUGAAGGCUGGGUAGGAUUCCCUUGUGCGGCCCCUCCACGGUUUACCCAUUCUUCAGUUGACAUCUACCCGGGUUGUUUUAGCUUUGGGAGCUGCUGUAAAUCAUGCUGUAGUGAACAUUCAUAAGCAAAUUGUUUCCUUUUUCUCUUCUUAAACUGUUUUCAGUUCUUGUUUUUUUGCUGUUGUUAGUUUCUUGUUUUGAUGUAACCCUAAGAGUAAAAUUGCUAGCUCAGAGGAUCAUAUUAUGUUUGACUUACAGUGAAAUCUGGGUACAUUUUUAAACAAUGUUAGAGGAGAGGGGUUUUUUGGGAGUAGGGGGCUUAGGAUGUGUGUGUAUUCUUUUAGGUGUGUGUGUGUGUGUGUGUGUGUGUGUGUGUGUGUGUGUAGGACAGAGGUCAACAGGGAAAUGAGUCCCAUAAGUCCUCUCCUCCUUUAAAAAUGACAUCGUGAUGAUGAUGACGACGACGACAAUGACGACGAUGAGUGCCGGCAUGUGUGGUGGUGCACGGGUACCCAUGGAGGCAAGAAGAGGCAUUUGUGUGCUACUGCAUAUGGGCCCCAGGAUCUGAACUCUGGUGCUCAGGACUGAGCGGCAAGGGCCCUUAACUACCAAGCCAUCCUUCCUCUCUCUCAAGUGGAAUAGCACUGGGGACAGUUAGGAGGGGGAUCUGACUCCAGAGCAGCUUCUGGUAAGGCAAGAGAGUUGCUCUGGUUACCGUGGUUAUCAUGGGCUUCAGGAAGACAGAUUUCAAGAAUGGGGAACAUGACACAGGGAACAUGUCGCCUCUUCCUGGCGACAAAGAUACUUUUGGAUGUGGUUCUGCUGACCUCAGAAAUGACUAUAAAAGGCAAAGCUCUUGGUGCUUUAUUUAGGGGAUUUCUAGAAACCAAAUAAAAACAAGAGUUCCAAAAAUGAAAUGCAGAAGUUCUACCAGGCCUGUGACACCGGAGGGUUUGAAGCAAAACGUGGGCAUGCUCUGUCUCUUCCCCAGCUCCGGGUCUGUGAAGACCUCUUCUGACCCUCAGACAUGACUGUGCACGAGUCAGCCCAGGUUCCUUCGGGCUUUCCGUGCCACGUUCAGAAUGGAAAUUGUCUUACGUCUCAGCACGAUCGAGUUCUAACUGGCCACAGCCCUUUCAUUUGCAGAUACCAUCUAAAACCAUGGACUUCUCAUCAGCUCCAUGACUUUCUUCCCUUGGUCCACUUGAACUCCUAUCUCUGAGGGGCACAGAAACCAACCAGUGAUGGCAGAGAGGAGUGACAGGAGCCAGGAGGUUGACUAGGAAGGGACGCUGAGGAGUGUGGGCGACAUUGGAAUGCUCUGUGUUAUGGGAGUGGUAUGGGUUACAUAGGCAAAUACAGUUGCCAAGAUAUAGGUCAAUCACAACUCAGGCCUAGUUAAAUACCAAGACUAACAGAGCCUCUAGCAUUCUCAGUGCUUGGUUUGCCUAGCUGUAGGGUGGAAAGGGUGAUCCCAUCCUCUCUAAGUCAGCGCUGGUCAAUUGAAGAUGAGGUCGUGCACAUUCCCCGAGGUGUCACUAUGGUACCAACCCUAGUGCGUGCCUUGUGUGUGGCAGCUGUCUUUACAGUUUAUAUGCAAAGGCAGUCUUCACUGUCUAAGCCCUUGUUCCUCCUGCUUUGGUUUUGCAGGGUCUCCCCUCCCUCCGUGUGUUAUUCCACCUGACUGCAGGUCUGUAUCUAUUCUUCCAUUGACAGUAGGAAGAUCCAGCCUCAAGUCUCUCCCUCUCUGUAAUGGCUUUGUUCCCAACUAUCCCCAAUUCCCCAAAUGCUCACACUUCCAAGAGGGUCUUUGUUAAGCUGCCCUAAGACUUUUUUCCAUUCAGUCUCACUGACAUUAACAUGGCUUCAUCAUCAUCAUCAUCAUCAUCAUCAUCAUCAUCAUCAUCAUCACUAUCAUCAUCAUCAUCACCACCACCACCACCACCACCACCACCACCAUCACCUAAAAAUAAACCCUGUACUUGUUGUCAGCUUGAGUGGGGCCUUUGAAUGUGUACCCAGUUGAUCAUAUCAGGCCCUACCAGGUAGGUCCGAGAAGCUUCACAAACAUUUGCCCUUUAAGGGGAGGCAGGCAGGGUCUCACGGAGUAGCUUAUCUGACCUAGAUUUGAGAUCACCCUGCCGAGAGCUCCUGAUUUCUGUGCGCCACCAUACCUGACUUGUCUGUCCUUUGUAAAGUCUGUAUACUUUUAAACUGAAGUUGCAUAUAAAUGCAACAAUGUGCACACAUUUAUUUAUUUGGUUUUUCAAGACAGGGUUUCUUGGUGUAGCCUUGGUUGUCUUGGAACUUGCUCUGUAGACCACCAGGCUGGUCUCAAACUCACAGAGAUCAGCCUGCCUCAGUCUCUGGAGGGGUGAAAGGCUUGUACCAGCACUGCUCAGCAAUAAUGCACAAAUUGUAAACACACAAUUUGAUCAUCCGUUUGUUUGUAGUGCUGCGUAUGUAACGCAGAGCCUUGUGGGUGUCAGGUAAAUGCUCUCCUAUUGAGCUACACCUCUAGCCCUAAUUUGAUUAGUUAUGACAAACUUAGAUGCCAGAGUAAGCCAUAUUCUAAUCAAAACAAAGGGUAGAUCCUCCUCUAGAUAUGCCCCUGGUGCCUUGGAGUAUGCUGACAUAACUAACACAGAUUCCUAGGAAAAGGUUACUGGUGAUCUCUGUAACCGUUUAAAUGAACUAAUAUUUAUAGCAAUCAAGGCAUGGGAGGCUUAACCGGAGGUAAGCACCUGCUGGCUCCCCGAAGCAACUUGUUCUUUGAACUACAUACAAAAUAUCUAUCUCCAAGCCUGAUGCUACAACUAAACUGCUAGGGCUUUAGAAAUCUUUUAUGGGGGGUGGGGUGGGGAUUUAGCUCAGCAGGCAAGCGCCUAGCAAGGGCAGGGCCCUAGGUUCGGUCCCCAGCUCCGGGGGAAAAAAGAGAGAGAGAAAGAGAGAGAGAGAGAGAGAGAGAGAGAGAGAGAGAGAGAGAGAGAGAUCGAUCUUUUAUCGAUGCCACUCUAAGGAGUUAGGCUACCUUUAUCUUGAGAUCCUCUAAAUCCAAGCCUUCUUGUUCUGCCCGCUAUUUCUCUGUUGUUCCUGCAAGCCCACGAGAGAUUCCCCAUCUCUUCCCUGGAGCUCCAUCCAUGAAGGCUGUUCAAAGCCUACAGCUGGGGAGAGUGCAGGAGUGCAAGAGAGGACUGGGAGGUAGAGGGAGAGAGAGGUGAGGCGGGGUGGGGGUGGGGAGAAAGCUCUCUAUUAAAGGUUCCAUUGCUUAGAAAAGAAGUUCUAACCCCUCCCCUCCCCUUGGCAGGCUGAACCACAUCUCCAUCCUGUGGGGGAAUAACUCCAAACCAAGUGGUGGGGUAGCACAAAGUCACCCUGCUGACUUUGCCUGUGUUAUAGAGCAAAGACCAUGAGACUUCUCCCAAGCGACUUACCUUAAACCAGGCAAGGACAUUCCAUUCUUCAGCAUCUUCCCUAUGGAGGCUUUUGGAGGCACCCCCAAAAAUGCAUCCCUUCAGGACACGCCUAACUGCAUCCGACAGACACAUCUACUGGGGCUUUUAGAUUUUGCUAACAACUAGCUUUUCUAUGUACAAUAAUCCAAUGUCCUGGAACAGAUCUCCAGUGUUUGUUGACCUCCCUGGUACUCAUACUCUGACAUAGUCAGUCACCAGCUAUCAGUGUACUGAGUCAGAGUUGGGCAGAGUGACUUACAAUGAGUCUUGGUGAACCAGGACAACUGGGACCAUAAAUGUACCCCACUCGAGGCCAUGCCCACUGCCCUGUUCCCUCCCAAGGCAGCUACUAUUUCCUGUCACCUAGGCUUCUUCAGAGUUUCCUCUGAGUGGAAUGGAGUAGCAUACGUGGGGACCUACAUGUUCCAUUGGUACCCGUGGAGAAUUUGUUUCAGGGUUCCCUGUACUGAAAUCUGUGGAUACUCCAGUCCUUUACACAAUUGACAAACUCCUGUGCAGAACCUGCACGCAUCCUCCUGGAGGCUGCAGUCAUCUCUAGAUUAGUUAACAAUUUGAGGUCACAGAAAUUGUCUUGGGAAUGAUGACAACAGUUUCCGUAUGGUUCAGUACAGACAUAAACUAUUUGGGUUUUGUUUUCAUUUUGGAAUCAGGGUGUUGUUUCGUAACCAAGUUGGCCCUAGAUAUGUGAUCUUCUUCCCUCAGCUUUUCAAAUGCUGGGGUUACAGGCAUGUGCUUGGCUCCAGACACAACUUUUUAAAAAUAUGUUUCUUUGCUGGCCACUCCUGGCUCUGCGAUCCAGUGAUCUUGCUGCACGCUGACACAGACCAAUCCGGUCAGAGGGUUGCUUGGAGCACCUCUGACUGUUCCAGUGUGACAGCAACUCUGCCGUGAAGAAGGUGGCCUUUGCAGUUCCGGUUGGAGGCUUCCUAGGCAGCCGCAGGCUUGAAACAGCCCUGUCUUCAGAAUACUCAGUGUGACACUCUGCUGACUGGCAUAUCCAAGUACAAGUCCCCCAGACCCCAGGAAGGCUGCUCAUUUUCGUAGGCACAUCUUCCAAAGGUUUCUCAAGUCACUUCAUGGACUGGUUACUGAAUAGUCAAGAGAAGUAACUUCUAGGUUUAUGACAGCUUCCCUGUAAUGUAUGCGGCACAAAACACAAUCUUCUGUCUUUAUAGCCCCUCUGAAUUUUCAUGGAUUUCCGAUCCAUUUAACUAUCAAGAUUUAAUUAUUUUAAAUACAGUGGCUAUAUCAUACAAAACAAUGUAGCAUUAAACAUGGCUCUGCUGAAGUUGAUUAGAUCCAUAAAUGCAAAACUCAUAGAAUCUGAGGGCCGACCAGGUUCAUUGUGUCUGAUUCGUUCAUUCAACGUGGUUUUAAAGUUUGUUCUCGCCACUGAGUGUGUCAGUUAUCCACUCGUUUUUAUUACUGAGUAAUAUUACAUUAUGGACAUCAUAAUUUAUCUGACUCCCUGGACUGUUCCCAGCACAGUCCAAACAUUCUUGUGGAAGUCUCAGUCAGAUGUUAAGUUUUUCUUUCUUUCCCUUGGGUUGGUUCCUGCUCCUAUAAUGGCUGGAUUCUGAGGUGUGUGUGUGUGUGUGUGUGUGUGUGUGUGUGUGUGUGUGUGUGUGCGCAUAGCUUUGUAUGAAAAUCACUAAGCCAAAUUCCACAGGGCUGUGCUGUUUUGUAAUUUUUCUCCCUGUGGAUGAUUAUUCUCUUUGCGCCUCGGGUCCAUCUUAUGCUGCCGCUGUAACAAAAACAUCAAAGUCGGAUCAAUUCAUCAUGAACAGAAGAUGUUUACUGGCUCGCAGUUUUGGAAGCUAGCCAGACCAAUGUCAAGGUGACGGCAUCUGGCAGGAGUCUCCUCUCAGUCUCCUCACGUGGAGAGAAGGAAGUGAGAUGAGGGAACAUGGGAAGAUGUGAGCCCUCGGUGAGAGAAGGAACCGUAGCUCCUGUGACCAUUGAGUCCGGUCAGUUCACAUCACGGCAUGAUCGGAUCUUAAGGGCCACGCAUCUCAAUAUCCUCCGACGGCAAUUGAAUUUCAAGAUGAGUUUGGAGGAGGCAAACUUUCAAACCCUGGUGUCCCUUUGAAGAAGAGUCCACUGGGUGACUUUGGUUUCAGAACCUGUCGGCUGGAGUCGCUGCUGCUCUCCAAACACUGACGGGUAUUCGCUGAGCGCUCACUAGACGACCGGCUCUGUCUCACCAACCUAGUAAUGUCUUCCCAUUUGAAUGGGCUUGAAGACAGGCAGUUUGGCUCAGUAGUUUCACCACAGAGCUGUACCCCAACCCCUAUGCAAAUUCUGUGUAUAAAGAUAACUAGCCCCGUAGCUAUUAACCACCAACUGUUUUUAUGUAUAAUAAAUAUAUUGACAUGUAAUAUACAACACAUAUAUAUUUUGCACAAGGACCUGAGUUUGAAUCCUCAGAACUCGAAUGAAGGCAGAUGCUGUCUCUAGUGUUCUAUAAUCCCAGUGCUCCCAUGGAGAGACGGGAAGCAAAGACAGAAGAAUCCCUAGAAGCUCACCCACCAGCUGGCCCACGCAUCAGGAGCAAGGAACCAAGAGACCCUGUCUUAAAGGAGGUGGAAGGUGAGGACCACCCUCCAAGGUUGUUCUGGGACACAAGCGCCAUGGCAGGCACAUACGCAUGUUCAUAUACAUGAAUGAGUACACACAGACACAGAGACAGACACAGACAGACACACAGACAGACAGACAGGCAGGCAGACACCACACACACACACACACACACACACACACACACACACACACACACACACACACACAAACCCUCAGAAGCUGAGGCUGGAGGAUCAUGAGUUCAAGACCAGCCUGGGCUACAUGGUGAGUCUCUGCAUUCAAAACAAAACCCUGAGGCUUUUGCAAUCUCUUUGGCAUUUCUGUUAUCACUGUCCCACAGCUGUUGCCCCUCGGAAUUGCAGGGCCAGGAAGAGCAGGGUCACAUUGCACCUAUCUUUCUAUCCUUGGCAAUUUAAUGAGCUAACCCCAGAGUUUCUGAAACACACUAUAAGCAGAAUCCGGCCUCCGGGGAGGGGUAUUUUACAGGGAGAUAAAAUCCAAGGCAGAAACAAAUUGGAUGUGCUUUUUUUUCUUGGGCUGGGGAAGGGUAAAGUCAAGAAUGCAGAUUCUCUCCCCACUCCACACAUACACACUACUGAGGCUCAAACCCAGACCCUCAUAUAUGUCUGACAAGCAUAUUACCAUCAAGCAGCAUCCCGAGCCCAUCCCUUUCCUGGGUAGUAAGUACUUCGUGGAAACGGACGAGCUAUCUUAGGGACUCUAAGGUUUGUCCCUGAAGGCAGGGGAAAGCACUUUGUAGGCACACUUUAUUUGCCAAUGAGGUCUGUAUCUCUCACCUGGCUGCCUCCCCAAGGCCUCUGGCUUGUCUUAUCUAAUAUUCUACGACUGGCGGUUUCUGGCCAGCAAGCCUACCAUACCAUAAUCUGUUAUGUUUGCCCUUCCAGAAGAAGUAGGAAAGGCUUCAUAAUUUGUGGGGGCCAGAGAAAAAAAACUGAAAAUAUUAGUCUUAUGAAGAAGUCUUAGAGAAAAGGUAGGGCUGGAGUUUAAAUCACUUUUUCAAAAUCAUGAAGACUAGAGUUCAGCUCCCAGCAGCCACACAACAAACUGAGCGUCCCUUGCAAAUGUCUUUCAGUAGAGGGGAGACAGGAUUGCUGGUGCAUGCAGCUUGUGGGCUAACAAGAGCCCAGGGGGCGGGGAUGGAGGGAGAGAGAGAGAGAGAGAGAGAGAGAGAGAGAGAGAGAGAGAGAGAGAGAGAGAGAAACAAUUUUAAGGGAGAAACAACACGGUAUCAAAUCAAAUGUGAAGAUGACUGUGGCAGAUAUCACGUGCCCUUGGGGCCAGUCUUUAUGCAAAGGGACAGAAGCCUUCUUGCUGCUCUCUGAUUAGUUUCUGAAACUCUGCCUGCUUCUGGCUCCAGAUGCAGGCAUUUAUGCUGUAACACCACACCCAGCCUCAGUGGUCCUCAACACACAACCUGAGAGGGAAAGCAUCUGGUGUUCUGUGGCGUGUUUCUGGUGGACCACUGGCAAAUGCCCAGCUGUGGUGAGGUGAAGUGUGUCCUCCAGAGAGACGCUGAAGUCUCAGUCCCAGAACAUGAUGGCAUUUAGUCUUUUUUUUGCUAAAGAUAAUAAAGAUGGUGUCUUUAGCCACUACAAUACAAAUGAUACCCUUAUCAAGGGGGAGGGGUGUUGGACAGAGAUAUACAUAGAGAUCAUGCAGAUACACUCACACACGUGUCUGAGCAUGCACACACAUGCACACCCGGAGAAUGUCAUGUGAUCAGAAAGUAUUGGAACAAUUCUCAGCAAAGAUGUGCCAAGGACAGUUAGCAAACCUGCACAAGUUAGGAGAGUGGUACAGAUAGAUUCUCCCCCCCAAAAGGAAGCAAGGCUGACCUACACGCUGGUCUCGGACUUCCAGCUUCUACAGCUUCGAAAUACAUUUCUGUUGCUUGAGCCCCCGGUUUAUGACACUUUCUCAUGGUUGUGUUUCUCACAUAACCAUCUCCAAACAGGCUCCUCCUAUUACCCCCUCUGACCUCUAUAAGCUCCUGACAUGGCUGAAAACCCGGGCAUCCCAACAGGAUCUGGACAAAGAUGGGUCAGAGCAAUGCCAGUUUUGUUUUUCAAGCUCAGAGGAAACACUGGAGCACCAACAACAUUUGAGGCCUCUGGUCAGGUUUCCGGUUAUCUGAGACCAUAGCUGUGCUUGUCUCAACCCCGGUUUAAAAGCAGAUGUUGUUAGUUCAUAAAUGAUGACCCUUUCCAGUGUCUCCUAAAGGGCUUGUCAACCAAGAGGCACUUAGUGCCAUUCAUAAUAAGGGGCAUGUCCCACACUUGAUGCAUCAUUAAAGACCAGAGCUGCAGGCAAAUUGGAAAGUGGCCGAAUCCUUCGUCCUCUUAGCUCAGAGCAAAACAGCCCUGGUUUCUCUUCGCUUCUAAGGUAUCACCUCAGCCUGGCUGGUUCAUAAGGCUUCCCUGGAUGCUAGGCAGCGGAGCCACCCGGGAAAAUGCAAGCGGACAGACGUACGGUCAGGCGCAUGGGGUCAGAAAGGGCGGAGGGCCGCUUUGUGAGGGAACAAUUUGCAGAGCCUGCUGAUCUGGGAGUCAGGCGAGCCGCCGGGCUCAGGCACCGCACGCACCCCGCGCUAGGGAGCCUGAACCCAACCAGCGCCCCAGAGGGCACCCUGACAUGGCCGCCGAAGACCGGCUCCCGCGCCGCUGUCGGGACUCAGGAUGACGCAACCACGGCGGGUUGCAUCAGCCCGCACCCUCGCGCUUAGCCCGCCCCUCCGCCGCCUUUCCCCGGGCGCUGAUUGGGCCACGUUGGGCACUGACCUCUGUCUCAGCCAAUGGACGGCAGCCACAGAGAGCGCUAUCUGCGGAAUCCUGGCACGGGGCGCCCAUAAAAGGUACCCGAGACGGGGGCGCGUGUCCCAAAGACACCAAGUGUCGUUGUGGGGUCGCAGACGGCUGCGUCGCCGCCCGUUCGGCAUCCCUGAGCGCAGUCGAGCCUCCAGCGCCGCAGACAUGGAGCCCGAGCCACAGCCCGAGCCGGUCACGCUGCUGGUGAAGAGCCCCAAUCAGCGCCACCGCGACUUGGAGCUGAGUGGCGACCGCGGUUGGAGUGUGAGUCGCCUCAAGGCCCACCUGAGCCGAGUCUACCCCGAACGCCCGCGCCCAGAGGACCAGAGGUUAAUUUAUUCUGGGAAGCUGCUGUUGGAUCACCAAUGUCUCCAAGACUUGCUUCCAAAGGAAAAGCGACAUGUUUUGCACCUCGUGUGCAAUGUGAGGAGUCCCUCAAAAAAGCCAGAAGCCAGCACAAAGGGUGCUGAGUCCACAGAGCAGCCGGACAACACUAGUCAGGCACAGUAUCCUGGGGAUUCCUCAAGCGAUGGCUUACGGGAAAGGGAAGUCCUUCGGAACCUUCCUCCCUCUGGAUGGGAGAACGUCUCUAGGCCUGAAGCCGUCCAGCAGACUUUCCAAGGCCUCGGGCCCGGCUUCUCUGGCUACACCACCUACGGGUGGCUGCAGCUCUCCUGGUUCCAGCAGAUCUAUGCAAGACAGUACUACAUGCAAUACUUGGCUGCCACUGCUGCUUCAGGAGCUUUUGGCCCUACACCAAGUGCACAAGAAAUACCUGUGGUCUCUACACCGGCUCCCGCCCCUAUACACAACCAGUUUCCGGCAGAAAACCAGCCGGCCAAUCAGAAUGCAGCCGCUCAAGCGGUUGUUAAUCCCGGAGCCAAUCAGAACUUGCGGAUGAAUGCACAAGGCGGCCCUCUGGUGGAAGAAGAUGAUGAGAUAAACCGAGACUGGUUGGAUUGGACCUACUCAGCAGCGACAUUUUCCGUUUUCCUCAGCAUUCUUUACUUCUACUCCUCCCUGAGCAGAUUCCUCAUGGUCAUGGGCGCCACCGUAGUCAUGUACCUGCACCACGUCGGGUGGUUUCCAUUCAGACAGAGGCCAGUUCAGAACUUCCCAGAUGACGGUCCCCCUCAGGAAGCUGCCAACCAGGACCCCAACAAUAACCUCCAGGGAGGUUUGGACCCUGAAAUGGAAGACCCCAACCGCCUCCCCGUAGGCCGUGAAGUGCUGGACCCUGAGCAUACCAGCCCCUCGUUCAUGAGCACAGCAUGGCUAGUCUUCAAGACUUUCUUUGCCUCUCUUCUUCCGGAAGGCCCACCAGCCCUAGCAAACUGAUGGCCCCUGUGCUCUGUUGCUGGAGGCUUUCACAGCUUGGACUGGAUCGUCCCCUGGCGUGGACUCGAGAGAGUCAUUGAAAACCCACAGGAUGACGAUGUGCUUCUGUGCCAAGCAAAAGCACAAACUAAGACAUGAAGCCGUGGUACAAACUGAACAGGGCCCCUCAUGUCGUUAUUCUGAAGAGCUUUAAUGUAUACUGUAUGUAGUCUCAUAGGCACUGUAAACAGAAGGCCCAGGGUCGCAUGUUCUGCCUGAGCACCUCCCCAGACGUGUGUGCAUGUGUGCCGUACAUGGAAGUCAUAGACGUGUGUGCAUGUGUGCUCUACAUGGAAGUCAUAGAUGCAGAAACGGUUCUGCUGGUUCGAUUUGAUUCCUGUUGGAAUGUUGCAAUUACACUAAGUGUACUACUUUAUAUAAUCAGUGACUUGCUAGACAUGUUAGCAGGACUUUUCUAGGAGAGACUUAUUGUAUCAUUGCUUUUUAAAACGCAGUGCUUACUUACUGAGGGCGGCGACUUGGCACAGGUAAAGCCUUUGCCGGGUUUUCUGUUCAAUAAAGUUUUGCUAUGAACGAC